CUCUUCCGCUUCUGUACGUCAACGUGAAAGUAUCAUGAAGCAAAUUGUGACAAACCAGACAGUUAAAAUCCCAGAAGGGAUCACUGUCCACACCAAGUCCAGAGUGAUCACCGUUAAGGGGCCCAGGGGCACGCUCAAACGCAGCUUCAAACACUUGGCUCUCGAUAUCCGUAUGGUAAACCCCAGGUUGUUGAAAGUUGAAAAAUGGUUCGGUACCAAGAAAGAGCUUGCCUCUGUCAGGACUGUGUGCUCUCAUGUUGAAAACAUGUUGAAGGGUGUCACCAAGGGAUACCAAUACAAAAUGAGGGCUGUAUAUGCUCACUUUCCCAUCAACUGUGUCACCACUGAAAAUAACACCCUUAUUGAAAUCAGGAAUUUCUUGGGUGAAAAAUACAUCAGAAGGGUAAAGAUGGCCCCUGGUGUAACUGUCACCAACUCCCAAAAACAAAAGGAUGAACUGAUCAUCGAAGGAAACUCUUUGGAGGAUGUUUCCAGAUCAGCUGCGCUGAUUCAACAAUCAACAACUGUAAAGAACAAGGAUAUCAGAAAGUUCUUGGAUGGCUUGUAUGUAUCUGAAAAGACCACAGUUGUACAAGAUGAUGAAUAAGUUUGUGUACUAAAUACAUUAUAAGUUUCCAA
Molecule: messenger RNA, 639 nt
Organism: Aethina tumida (small hive beetle)
Lineage: Eukaryota; Metazoa; Arthropoda; Insecta; Coleoptera; Nitidulidae
Gene: RpL9
Product: 60S ribosomal protein L9
Exons: 3
Coding region: 35-607 (190 amino acids)
Biological process (GO): cytoplasmic translation
Cellular component (GO): ribosome; cytosolic large ribosomal subunit
Molecular function (GO): structural constituent of ribosome; rRNA binding
Source: RefSeq, a predicted model, not a curated record